GUUUUUGUAUAUAAACAGGCGAAUUAAAUUAUUUAUUCAGUGUAAAGUAAAAAUUACUUAAGACAUAAUGUACCGUUUUGUAGUAUUCUGCGCUUUGGUCGCUCUUGUGAGCGCGAACACUCAAGUUAGCCGAUGCGUGAACCACAGCGGCGCUCUCCCCGACAGCACGAACAUCGAGGGAUGCACCAGACCACCAUGCGUGCUGCCGCAGCUGCAGGAUGCCGUCAUACACCUUAACUUCAGAGCACCUCGUGCCAUCCGCAGCAUGAGGACUCUGGCGACCGCGUACCUCGGCGUCAUCCCUAUCCCGUACGACUUGGGGCAGAACUCCGUCACCUGCAACUUCUUGACCAACGCCAACUGUCCCGUGUCUGCCAACCAGUCUCUGCGGUACACUCUGAGGAUGCCCAUUGAGCCUUUCUUCCCUGUGGGUACACAAGUGACAGUUGAGUUCCGUGUGGUGGACCAAGACAACAGCGCCGUGGUGUGCCUGCGAGUACCCAUCCGCAUCGCACCUCCGCGCGCCUAGACUUCUAUUGCAAUUAAUACAUUUUUAUUGACGAGCAAAUAGUUAAGUAAAUAUCAUUAAAUAAAAUUACUUUAUCAUAAA
Helicoverpa zea (corn earworm) is the source of this 610-nucleotide messenger RNA. It is a transcript of the gene Npc2e, whose product is annotated as NPC intracellular cholesterol transporter 2. Lineage: Eukaryota; Metazoa; Arthropoda; Insecta; Lepidoptera; Noctuidae. Bases 68 to 529 code for a protein of 153 amino acids. The record is from RefSeq and is a predicted model, not a curated record. The transcript is spliced from 4 exons.